This is a messenger RNA of Triplophysa dalaica, 4251 nucleotides long. It is a transcript of the gene golim4a, whose product is annotated as golgi integral membrane protein 4a. The record is from RefSeq and is a predicted model, not a curated record. Lineage: Eukaryota; Metazoa; Chordata; Actinopteri; Cypriniformes; Nemacheilidae. The coding region runs from base 275 to 2314 and encodes 679 amino acids. Gene Ontology annotation, cellular component: Golgi apparatus; Golgi membrane. The transcript has 16 exons.
CUAAGCUCCAAUGCUGGAUAUUGUACAGCAGCUCUAGGUGACACGUAACGAAAGGUACGUCCAGGGCCUUCUUAAACUUUACGUGAACAAGUUAAAACGACUUAUUUCCAUAAUGUAAGUAACGCGACAAAACUUCCACCCACUACGACAACCGUUUUCAAGUCAAAUUCAUCUCUUAAAACUUUGCAAAAAAAAAAACACCUCGAGACUUUUCGAAAGACGAAACGCACAGAAAUGCGUUAUGUUUUCAUAGCAUCUGGACAUAUAUUUUUUCAUGAGGAAUCUCGCAGCUGUCUCGGCACCGAAGGGUAAGGAGGGAACCAUUCCCAGGAAACUUUCUGUGGACUCCAGGAGGACGGCGAUCAUGGGCAACGGCGUGUGCUCCAGGAAGCAGAAGAAGAUUUUCCAGUCGCUCUUACUGGUCACGGUGGUUUUCGGGAUGAUUUAUGGUGGGAUGGUGUCUUACGAGAUGCACAAACAGCUGACCAGGACAGAGGCUCUGGCAUUAAAAUACCAGCAGCACCAGGAGUCUCUCUCAGCUCAACUUCAAGUUGUUUACGAGCAUCGCUCCAGGUUGGAGAAAUCUCUUCAGAAAGAGCGUCUGGAUCAUAAAAAAGCUAAAGAAGAUUUUCUUGUACACAAACUAGAAGCCCAACAGUCUCUCAACAAAGACAAGCAAGAUGCCAGCGUCAGGUUUAACUCUCUGCAUUCUCAGCACCAGAUAUUAAAGAAUCAACAUGAUGAUCUUAAAAAACAGUAUUAUGAACUACAAGAGCGACAUCAGCUACAAGGAGACGAACACAACAGGGCUGUAGAUGAACACAAACAGAAACUAGAUGAACUUCAUCAGAUCAAACAGGCUGAGGUUUCUAAACUCCAAGAGAAUGUUUAUAACCUGCGUGAGGAGAACAAGCAGUUGAGAAAAGCUCAUCAGGACAUCUAUGUCCAGCUUCAGGAUAAUAGGCAACAGCACAAGAACUUGAAAUCGUCCCACGACCAGCUUGUGUUGACCCUGGAGGACCACAAGAGUGCGCUAGCAGCAGCCCAGGUUCAGGUGAAUGAAUAUAAAGAGCUGAAGGAGACUCUGAAUAAGAUGCCCAGCAUGAAACAGACUGCGGCUCAACCUCAGCAACAUGGGGAUGCUCGAACUGUGCAGCCGAUGCAGAACAGAGCACCUGCUCACACCGAAGAGCAGCUCCAGGAAACCGAUCGACAGUCGCACCACAAGGAUGAGGAUGGAGACGUGGGAGGAGCAGAAGAGCGGAGGAGAGAGCUCGCGGAGGAGGAGAUGGAGCAGGCGGGGCAGCCUCAGAAACUGGAUGAGGAGGACUUUGAUCUAGCCCAUAAUGAGGUGGAGGAGCCUCUGGCCAACCAACCAGAUGAGAACGCAGUAGAGAGAGAGAAACGCGCUCAAGAGUCUCACCCCCAGGUGGCGCCAGAAGAGGCUCAGGUGCAGCAUGCGCAGGUGGAGCGGGUGAAAUCUGCUUAUGAACAGCAGCAGGAGCAGCAGCGUCUGGCUGCGCAGCUGGCAGACGAGCGCAGACAGCUGCAUCUGCGUCAGGAGGCUCUGCAGAGACAGCAGUUACAACAGCAGAAAGAGAGAGAGGAGCGACUGCAUCUGCAGAGAAAGAGAGAGGAACAACAGAACAGAGAAGCUGACCUUAAAGAACAACAAUUCCAACAAGAGAUGCUCAGGAAGAGGGCACAUUAUGAGAGCAUGGAUGCUGAUGUUGUCCAAGGAGAGGAAGACGCACGUAUCACAGAGGAGAAAGAGAGGACCAAACAUCAAGAAGAACCCAAGCGUGGUGGAGAGGAGCAUGUUCUCCAGGAGGAUAUAAAGCACCCUGUAGAAGCAGAUGUUGACCCUGAGAAUGACCCUAACAAUCAGGGCGAGGAUGAGUUCGAGGAGGCGGAACAGCAGCAGCAUGGUGAGGCAGAAGAGGAGGAAGAGCCGGUACCCGUGGGACACCCUGACAUGCACCUGCCCAAUAAGAAUGAACACCAGCACGCUGAGGAACAGCUGGUGAUUGCUGGAAACCCGGACCAGCAGGAGGACAAUCUGGAUGAGCAGUACCAGGAGGAGGGAGAUGAUGAGGCUCAGGACGAGAUGAUGGAAAACCAGAAGCGCGAGGCGGGGAGAGAGGAAGGGGGAGACCCCUAUAAUGAGGAGAAUGGAGAACAGGAAGAUGCCCGACAUCAGGAUGCCAUGAAGAAAGAUAAACGCCCCGCUCAAGAUGAGGAGAACUACGAAGAGGAAGAGGAGGAAGAGCAGGGUAACGCAGAUCAAGCAGCCAAUGGCAGGGCAGAGAUGUGAGCCGUUGGGAAGGAAGGACAGCUGGAUUUAGAUCCUUUUGAACAUUGAACCCAAUGCGUUGGCUUGUUCUGAUGAAUAAGAAACAUGUUCCCUAACUGGUCUGCGUUAGUCAAAUGAAGAUGCACGAAAGCAGCGCUGACCACUAACAGACCGGACGCCCUGCUGUCUGUCUAUGCGAUUUGUUCAAAUUAAGAAUAAAUACACUACAGGACUUUUGCUCGAAUUUUGCACAGAUUUUCAGUCUGGACUCAAAGUCUGUGCCAGUCUGCAGAUUUGAUCAAAUAUUGAUUUCAAAAAGUCUGCAAGUGUAUGAUGUCUAGUUUAAAACAAAUCUGUUCAGAUCUUAAAAGUCUUGUAGUGUAUUCCAGCCAUUAAAUACGUACGUUUGGCUUUUUAACUGAUGUUGCAGGUUUGUUGCACGGAUUUUAAAAGCGCAGAUUUUAGCCGUCUGAAAGAUUUCCCAGGUGACACUUUUCAUUUGACACUGACAUUAUUAUUGAAUGAUGUCUUUCCUCGCAGCUGCACGUGUCUUCGAAGUAAUAUUGUAAUACUAUUUAAACAAUACAUAGCUUUUCAAAUGGGUGAAUCUUCCUUUCAGGUGUUUGGAAUUAAUGUCAUAUUUAACAAUAACAUGAUGCACACAAAGGAAACUCGGAGUGAAGGACAGGCAGCAGUCAACAAUCAGCAUUGACUGCUCAAUUUGCCAAACACUGGCCACGCCCAUCGACCACAUUUAACUGAAUGAAAAUAUGUUAAUAAUGCAUUAUCAGUGUGAUUUGACAUUACACAUUCAUGUAGUGACGUCUAUAGAUCCAAACAGAUGUAGUGACGUCAUUCUAGCACGCAAGUGUUGCUGUCGACAAUUUUCAAUUACUUUUUUAUCUUAGAUUUGUGUUAACUGUACCGCUGCCGAACCAAAAUCGUUCCGUUUUCUAUUUUAAACCAAGUGCCUCACGAUACAGGAGAGAUUUUGACAGUCUCUUGCCAAGAUGCUUCGGCUACUGACCUCUCGUCAGAGGUCUCCUUUAUGGUAACACAUUUGCCUUUUGUUUUUUAUUCCUAAUUGUCAAGUCAAUUCACAACUGCCAAGUAGUAUUCUAGUAUAAACUAGCAUUAGUAUUCAAAGCUAAUGGGCCUAGAAGUCGGUUGCCUUAUAACAUUCAACAUCAGUCUAGAGUUUAAUGGCACAUUGAAAGAGAUUUGAUAAUAAUGAGACAUCGUGUUCAGAUAUUUGCAUAUUUGAGGAGUAAACAACAGUUGCACGAUUUACACACGAUUGUUUGUCCAGAAUGUAUACUGAAUCACUACAAUAAUGGAAUAUCGUAUUUAUUUUGUAUUUACUUGUUCUGUCUUAUAUAUCAUCUUUCUUGUUUUUUAUUUUCAAGACACCAGAUUUUUAGACUGGAUAGUUGAUGUAAUUUUUGUGAAACCAACUUUGUUUGAUACUUUGUAUUUAAAUAAAUGUAUCUAUAUGUGUAUACAAUUUUGUAAACGUGAAAUAUAUCCGUUUUGAGAGGUUAAUUUGUGUUCCAUCUUGUUGAUAAUGGCAUGUGAGCAGAAUAGAAAAUUGGUGGAAGGGUUUUAUAGUUUAUCUUCCUCUUUUAAUCCUGCACAAACGUUGAGACUGGAGGCUGACCUAUUUUUUCUUGCUUGUUGACCUUGAGUAGAAAGAGAGUGUUUUCUUCCAUCUUUUAUCCACCCUUUAUGUCAUUCCAAAUGUAUAUGGAUUUCUUUCUUCUGCAGGAAACGCAAAAUAAGUUAUUUUGAAGAACGUUGGAAACAAAAAAAAAACUUUGACCUCGUUGACUUCCAUUGUCCGCACACAAAACCACCGAGACAUUUCCCAAAAUAUCUUCUUUUGUGUUCCACAGAAAUGACAGAAUAAGUUGUAUUUUUAUUUUCUUAUCUUUGAAAAUAAAUGAAGACACUAUAAACUA